UGCGGUCUUAUUUUUCACGAUGGAUUAAUCACCCUUACGACAACGUCAAUAAGAAGAAUGGUAUUAGAAGCACAUAAGAAAGUUGAGGCUGAUGCAUUUCACCUUGAUAAUGGAUAUAUUUGCCAUACAUUGGAUGGAUCCGGGUCUCGAGGCCUCUUUUAUGGGGAUGAUCCGCUCCGUUUUACCUUACCUGGGUUGCUGCUCCAGAUUUCCCUCAUCUCUAUGUUUACCCGUGCCACUCAUUUCCUUCUUAAGCCUUUUGGCCAGCCUUCCAUUGUUUCCCAAAUUUUGGGAGGUGUGGUUCUUGGCCCUUCAGUCUUAGGACACAACAGAGAGUUUCUAGCUGCAGUAUUUCCAGCUAAAAGCAGAAUUCUUUUGGACAAUCUAUCAAUAUUCAGUCUAAUGCUAUUUAUAUUUCUACUUGGAGUAAAGAUGGAUCUAUCUUUGGCAUUGAGAUCAGAUAAGAAGCCAAUAGCCAUAGGAAUAUUAGGGUUUAUUAUCCCUUAUGCAUUAGCAAAUCUAGUUGCAUUUCUCCUGCAACAACAUGUUACUUUAGACCAUGAUAUUUUGCGAAUACUUCCCUUUGUAGUCGAGCUUCAUUCUAUGUCAGCAUUUCCAGUAAUCGCUUGUUUUUUAGGUGAUCUUAAGAUCCUAAAUUCAGAAAUAGGGCGGUUAGCAUCAUCUUCUUCAUUAGUAUCAGAUGUAUUUCAGUGGUCUUUACUAACAGUUAAGUUUGCAGUAAAGCUUGCUAAAGCAAAAUCAAUCUCGUCAUCUGUAGGAUCAUUUCUAUCAGUUUCCCUUUUCAUUGUUUUAACCUUGUAUGGAAUCCGCCCUGUGGUUUUAUGGGCAAUCAGGAAAACCCCUGAAGGGCAGCCUGUAAAAGAAAGGUAUAUUGUUGGGGUUAUGGUUGCUCUUUUAGGAUGUGGGUUUAUAGGUGAAGUUAUUGGUCUUAGUGCGAUUGUAGCUACAUUCAUUGUUGGACUUGUUAUACCAGAUGGACCACCUUUAGGUGCCGCUCUUUCUGAAAAGCUCGAUUCUUUCGUGUCAGUACUCUUGAUGCCCAUCUUCUUUGCUAUAUGUGGCCUCCGAAUGGAUGUUUUUGCUAUUCAGAAGCUGAAGAAUGUAGGUGUGAUUCAACUAGUGGUGCUUGUUACCUUCAUUGGGAAAAUUUUAGGCACAAUUGCACCCCCACUCUUCUUCAGGAUGCCAUUUCGUGAUGCUCUUUCACUCGGUCUCAUUAUGAAUGCAAAAGGCGUUAUUGAAUUAGCAGUUUUGACUCACAGAAUGUCUGAUAAUGGCAUGACAGAUGAAUGCUUUGCAAUUAUGAUCAUAUCAGUGGUGUUUGUCACAGGAGUUUUAUCGCCUGUUGUUCAGGCCCUAUACGAUCCUUCGAGAAGGUACAUAGCUUAUAAGAGGAGAACCAUAAGGCAUCAUAAGCGCAAUGAGGAGCUCCGCAUAUUAGCCUGUGUCCAUGGUGCAGACAAUGUCAAGACCAUCUUAGAUGUUCUGCAGGUGUCCAGUACGACAAAAACGAGUCCAAUAAACUUAACAGUCAUGCAUCUAACAAGGCUCAUAGGUCGUUCCUCUUCUCUACUCAUUGCCCAUCAACCCAGGGAGACAUCAUCUCCUUACCCUAGUCAAUCCGAGAGGAUUUUCAACGCGUUCAAAAAAUUAGAGCAACAUUACGAAGGACUUUUCAUCGUGAAUUGCUUCAAGGGUAUCUCUCCCUAUGCAUCUAUGCACAAUGAUGUAUGCUCCAUUGCAUUAGAAAGAAGAACAACCUUUAUCAUAAUCCCCUUUCAGAAGCAAAUUCGCGAGAAAGAGAAGUUCGAACCUUCUUUCAUUUAUAGAAACCUCAACAAAAAGGUUCUUGACAAGGCACCUUGUUCUGUUGGGGUCCUAGUUGACCAUGGAGGAUCACUCAAAAACACAAAAUUCCGAUCCUCAACUUCUGAACAUACCUUAACAUACCGUGUGGCAGUUUUAUUUUUCGGAGGUUCUGAUGAUCGAGAGGCACUAGCAUAUGGAAUGAGAAUGUCAGAAAAUACUAGAGUAAACUUGACCCUAGUAAAAUUUUCAGGUGCUUGUUCAGAAGAUAUUAUAGGUGACAAUGAGAAAAGCCUAUUACACGACGGAGACAUUAUUAGUGAGUUUAGGCUCAACACCUUACACAAGGAAGAUCGAGUGUUUUACAAAGAGAUGCUAUUAACGAAUACAAUGUGCUUGGUCACUCUGCUAAAAUCCAUGGAGAAUUCUAAUUAUGACUUGAUUAUGGUAGGGCGAUCUCAUUUGCCGUCACAAUUCUUAAAUGAACUUGUGCAAUGGGGUGAUUGUCCAGGAGAUUUGGGGCCAGUUGGUGAAAUGUUGGCUUUGAAUUACAAUAUAAAGUCUUCAAUUUUGGUAGUACAACAACAAAAAAGAGUUUGGGGUCUUAAAGAUCCUGAAGAGUCUUUAAAUAUACCAAAAACUGAUUUGUAGGCUUACUUUAGUAUGUUCACUUGUUAAGUAUAGAGUUUUGUUAGGAAGAACACAGUUUGUAAAUAGUUGAAGCUUUUGGAUGAUUUUCUUUGAA
This is a messenger RNA of Amaranthus tricolor (Joseph's coat), 2572 nucleotides long. Its product is annotated as cation/H(+) antiporter 15-like. Gene Ontology annotation, biological process: regulation of pH; proton transmembrane transport. NCBI's taxonomy places the organism in Eukaryota, Viridiplantae, Streptophyta, Magnoliopsida, Caryophyllales, Amaranthaceae. Gene Ontology annotation, molecular function: antiporter activity. The record is from RefSeq and is a predicted model, not a curated record. Gene Ontology annotation, cellular component: endomembrane system; membrane. The annotation marks the transcript as partial. The transcript is spliced from 3 exons.